AUGACUCAGGUGCCUGCUGAUUACCUGUCAACCACCAGCUCCUACAACUAUGAGCAGCCCUUUCCCUCUGUGGCUCGGACAAGCACCGUCACCAAGGUACCCCCAGCCAAAAAAAUAACCUUCUUCAAGAGUGGAGAUCCCCAGUUUGCAGGAGUCAAGAUGGCCAUCAACCAGCGAAGCUUCAAGAGCUUCAAUGCACUCAUGGAUGACCUCUCUCAUCGGGUCCCGCUGCCAUUUGGGGUACGGACCAUCACCACCCCACGAGGAAUACAUUGCAUCAGUGAGCUGGACCAGCUGGAGGAUGGAGGAUGCUACCUUUGUUCUGACAAGAAAUAUGUCAAACCCAUUAGCAUUACUUCUGGGGGACUCAGGCCAGGCCCUCCGCGAAGUGGUCGUCCCUCCAGUACCUUGAGAAGAGCAGCUCAGGAGGGCAAGCUUGAAGAUUAUUCCACACCUUUCACUCAGCAUGGCCCCAGAAUACCCAAGAAAAUCACUCUAGUUAAGAAUGGAGAAAGUGGUUUUCGGCGCUCAAUUAUAUUGAACCGCAGAAAUGCCAGGAGUUUCAAAACGCUCCUGGAUGAGAUUUCAGAGAUCCUGCAAUUCCCAGUGAAGAAACUCUACACUGCUGAUGGGAAGAAGAUCGAUAGCAUGCAGGCUCUGCUUCACUGCCCCAGCGUGCUGGUGUGUGUCGGCCGGGAGCCGUUUAAACCUGUAUCGAUGGAGAAUUUGAGGAAACACUCGGUGGAGAAGCUGCCUGACCUGGCUCCCCGUUCCAAUGGCAACAAUGUCAAUGAAAACAAUGAAAAUAACGGCGCACCUUUCUCAAACAGUUGCUCGCAUCCAAAACCUGGGGACCUGGUCCAUUCCUUGGUCAAUGAUGACAUAGAAAAACGUGUACAUGUGAACAAGGAUGGUAGCCUGUCUGUUGAGAUGAAAGUUCGCUUCCGCUUGCUAAAUGAUGAGACUUUGCAAUGGUCUACCCAGAUCAAAAAGUCCAAUCUGAUGAAUCAGAUGCCUUGUGAAGAGUCAGGUGUAGAGGACAGUGGAGUAGACCCCACACAGAAAAUGAACCCAGAAGGCAGCUCUGAGGCAGAUGAGUCAUCAUAUCCCUGUGAUAUUGAUUCUUACAUGUCAAAACUUGAGGAAUCAGAAUGCGAUGAGGCUCAUUGUCAUAGCUGUGGCAAGAAACACCAGGACUAUGACAUUUGGAAAAAUCCCAUGCACAUAUCCCAGAGGGAAGAGCCCAGUGUACGAAGCACCUGGCACACAUGGUCAUCAUGUUCCAGCACAUCUUCCCGGAGGAGAGUAGUCCACAAAAAAAUGGCUUCUAUGGAUAGCCUCCACACCACAUCCAGUGAGGAAUUCUCUGAGCACAUUGUGCAAGAGUCCUCAUCCUACUCAGAGACCAUAGAGAAGAGAGUGGCAGGUCGACCCAUUAAAAAGUGUACAUGUCAAAGUGAUUUGUCUACAGGUGCUUCCAAUGGAGGAGACCAGCAAGAAUACACUCGGACAAGCACGAGCAAUAGUCAUAGACGUUCAUCCUUGGGCUUAAUGUCACAUUCAAGCUGUGAAAACAACCUGGAUACUCAAGAUGCCCCUGAAGACCAUGAGGCCAGCAAAACCAAUUCACAAAAUGAAGAUGAAAAUUGUUUUGAAGUUUCCUCGGUGAAAUGCUUAAAGGAUGAUGUGGAAGAGGUUGAAAGCAGCAGAGUUGGCAGUGUCAUGUCCAGGUCAUCUCUGCAGUCCAGACAGAGCAAGAAGAAUGUAUGUGAGGAAACAAGUAGCAUGGGUAGGAGCAUGUCCUCCUCUAGCCUUCAGAAGGCAAAUCAAGAAGAUAACACUAGGUGCUCCACUCCUGCCAACAGUGUGCAGAGCAAGUCUAGUAACUGUAGUCCACCUAGAGCAAAGAGUGAACAGGAUGACCACUCUGACAACAAUGUAGUGGUCCCUUCCUUUUCCAGUGAGUCUUGCACUAAGAAAGAGGUUGAAGAGGUUGAAGCAGAACAAGAAGAAAAUGAAAACAAUGAAGUCAGCUCAGUGUCAGCAAAAACAAAGCCCAGCCAAUCAAUUAGAGAUGAGAGCAGUGAAGGUGAACGAUGCUCCACACCAGGAACCCCCCAUUCCAGAGCUAGUGACAGGAACAGCAAGAGUUCAGGUGUUGAUGAGAUUGUUCUGUGCAAUGCCUCUUGCUCUUCCAGAGGAUCCAAAAAGAGCAAACACAGCCAUAUUCAUUUGGAUGCACAGUCUGAAAUGUCUGUGUCUUCACUUGAAUCCGCUCCAAAUAAAAAAAAGAAUUCCCUACAUGCAGAUGACCUGAGAUCAUGCAGCAGGGCGUCUAAUUAUUCCAAAAGCUCAUGUGAAAUCAAGAAAAAAUCUAUUGGAGACCCCAUGUCUCAUAACUCAGAUUCUUUUCACUCAAACAUUUCAUCUACUAGUGAAGCAGGGGCAAUUGCAGGUUUUACUGAUGAGAAAAGCUUGAAAAGUACCACCAAUGGCUACAGUGAAUCCUCAAAAGGCUCAAAGAAGAGAAGCCGUAGAGAAGAAAAUAGCAUGCCAUCAUCCCUCUGCUCAAGUGUUUCGAGCCCUAAUGGAAAACCUGGAGAGGGUCAUUCCAAGAUGAAUUCAGAGGCCACUUCAAGACAAGGAAGUAUGAGUGAGAGUAUAUGUUCAAAAGGUGACCUCUCAGCUGAGAUUGCCAUUGGGAAUGGAAAUCCUGCAAGCAUCUCUUCAAGAGUCUCUUCAAAGUCAGAAGUAAAAGAGAAAUGCUUAUUGACACAGAUAUCCCAGGAAAGUGAUAGUAGGUGUUCACAAUCAAACAUAUCUCAGUCUUCAAAAUCGAGGCAGGUAAAAACUAGAAAUCUUUGUGUGAAGAUGUCAAACUCUAGCCGAGCAUCAUUGUCUGACACUUUGUCGGUAUGUAGCAUGCAUUGCCCUGCCCCACCAAAAGGGAAGCCAAGCAGCAAAAAAAUACGGUCAACCAUGUUGAAGAAUUCCUCCAUUAGCAGCAUAGGUACUGAGUCAGUGCUGACUACAGGAAAAGAGCAGAAAGAAAUUAUAAAUUCCUCCAAAGCAACUUCCUAUGGGUCUAAAUCAGCUGCAACUGAAGUAAAUGAUCAGGAGAAUAAAGAGACUGAUGACUCUUGCAACAGAAAAGUGGAGGAAGAGCUAGAAGACAUGGGCAUGCAGGAGGAAGGGAGUGAUUUAAUGCCAUCUACCCUACCAAAUACAUCUCCAGAAGAAGUUGUGCAAGAAUGGUUAAGUAAAAUCCCUUCAGAAACAUUGCUUAUAAAAUAUGAAAUGGAGCAUGAUGCAGAAGAGGAAUGUGUACAAGCAACCAUUGAGGUACCACACAGUCCAAAUGCUGAGGAAAUCUCAGAGGAUGAAAAAGUUGAGAAAAAUAAUGUGGAGGAGGCUGAAAAUGAGGCAAAGGAUGAAAUGGGAAAACAGACAGCAGAAGGAACUGCUAUUAAUGAAGAUGAUGAAGAAUCAGUCAAUCGGGAACAAAUCUCUCAGGUUGUGUCCGAAGCUGCCAAGGCCGACCAGGCAGAAUGCAGCCAGUCAGUUGCAUCUAGCCAAAAUAAUGACAGAAGAGACCUGCCAACCUCUGUCCAGAAUUCUGUGCAGAUCAUGAAGGCCUUGCUCAGUUCAAAACAUGAAACAAAAUUUGAUCGAUCAAACAGUUUGCCUGAAGUGUCUCCCACUAUGGGGAGAAAACUGAGUAACUCUGCCAACAUUUUGAUUACUUGUCUUGCCAGCCUCCAGCUCCUUGAUGAAGAGUCAGAAGAUCCAUCAGAUAAAUCAAAGACUUUGAAUAAGUCAAGGUAUAUGGAACUGCUAAAUAUUUUUCAAACCCUGUGGCUUGGGUGCACAGCUGAAAAAAGUGGCCCAAGUUCAGGUCAAGAGGCAAGUGAGCAGGCAGAGGCAGCUUCUGGGUUUAAAGCCCAAAAAUCUGGAGAUUAUGACUUCACUCCCAUGUCUUCUUCUGGGGUUGAUGUUAGCAGUGGUUCUGGUGGCUCAGGAGAAGAGAGUACAGCUGGUGCCAGGAACUGCACUUUAAUGGCACAGAAAGCUGCUGAAAUCAAAUCAGCUGGACAGCUGGAAAAUGUAGAGACUGGAACGGAACUGACUGAGGCUGAGGAGCAAAGUAAAGAGGAAGAGCAUUCACCCCGACCUUCGACAGCCUGCUCAAAAUCAAAAGAACUGAAAGAUGAUUUGGAAGAGCAGCUUGAAAAACAGUCUCCAGACGACCUAGAGCCCAAAGUCGAUAUGGCCACCAGUGUGGGCACAUCCCUUGUCCAGCAACACUCAGUGGAUCCGGAUCCAAUCUGGGUCCUGAGACUGCUCAAGAAAAUUGAGAAGGAGUUCAUGGCUCACUAUGUCAGUGCCAUGAAUGAGUUCAAAGUCAGGUGGAACUUGCAGAACAACCAGGAGAUGGAUGAAAUGAUACUAGAGCUGAAGGAGGAAGUGAGUAAAAGGAUACAGAAAAGCAUAGAGAAGGAGCUGAGGAAGAUCAAAGCCAGAGCAGGGAAGACGACACCAAGACCUCCAGAUGAACCACUCAAGCGUGAGUCAACACUCCAAACUGAGCAGAGGAGACGGCGAUUGCAGACUAUGCAUAAAAAAUCACUCUUCAGUGACAAGAGUGGAACCCAGAAUAUGCUAGAGGAUGCAUCAGUCUUAUCAUUUGAUGUAGAUGAAGAUACAGCAUUUAGUGAAGCUCUUGAGGCCAGUAUUAGUAACCAAACAAGUGAGGAGGAAUACUGCCCAUGUGACUCUUGUGUGAGGAAAAAAAUGGCUUCCAAGCCCACAAGAAACCCAGUGGUGGCCACCAAUGCCCCAGUCAUGACAGCAUUUGAUUUACAGCAAAUCCUGAGGUUGAAGAAAAAUGAUAAUGAGGAAGCCUGUGUCUCAGAAGCAGCCCAGGACAUCAAAAUGGUUCCCAGCAGUUCUGUGAAAGAAGCAGCAGAAAAUGGCAAUCCAAAAGAGGACAAUGAUGAAGGUGAACUUCAGCCAAGUGAAACAGAAAUGGAGGGCAAUGAAGAAAAGGAGCCAGAAUUAAGUGAAGAGGAAGAGGAAGUGAAGAAGGAGGAAGAAGAAACAAAAGACAUGGAAUUGAAGGAUGAGGAAGAAACA
Molecule: messenger RNA, 5133 nt
Organism: Phaethon lepturus (White-tailed tropicbird)
Lineage: Eukaryota; Metazoa; Chordata; Aves; Phaethontiformes; Phaethontidae
Gene: RP1L1
Product: retinitis pigmentosa 1-like 1
Exons: 5
Biological process (GO): axoneme assembly; retina development in camera-type eye; intracellular signal transduction
Cellular component (GO): axoneme
Source: RefSeq, a predicted model, not a curated record